AUGGAUUUGCACAAAAACAAUGUCGUUGCGAUUGCUCCGGUGUUGAUCAUGGUCGUAGCGGUGGUCGUUCCAUCGUUCGGUUGCUCAUCGUCUUCCGGACUGCAAUACUCAGUGGGAGACUCGCUAUGGACCAUCCCGCCAUUCCCAGAGUACUUCUCCAACUGGUCUUCUUCCCAUUUCUUCAAGAUCGGCGACUCUCUCGUUUUCGACUUCGAAACAGGCCGUUAUGAUGUGAUACAAGUGUCGAGCCAAGAUUACGAGAGCUGCAACUCUCUGAACCCCUCGAAGAUCUUCUAUGGCGGUCCCACCAUUAUUCAGCUACAUGAGCGAGGCGUCUUCUACUUCAUCUGUAAUUUCUCCAACUACUGCGAUCUCGGCCAAAAGAUUGCCAUCACGGUCCACGAUUGUCGCGAAGUCUAUCCGCCGUCACCGUCGCCGUCGCCUUCUCCAGCCUCAACAAUUACGCCUCCAUCUUUGCCCCCAUAUAAAGAUGGAUCUGAAGAACCUCCUGUGCCGGUUCCAAGUCUUGCUCCUUCAAACGUCCGCGAUUCGUCGGAGAAUCACCCUCCGGCUAAGAAGUCUACGGCGGCGAGGCUAUCCAGAGCCAAAGGUGAAGAGUAUCCUGUGGGGGAACCAAUACAUUUUAAGGAAAAAAACAAGUAA
This is a messenger RNA of Morus notabilis, 663 nucleotides long. Its product is annotated as cucumber peeling cupredoxin. Gene Ontology annotation, cellular component: plasma membrane. Bases 1 to 663 code for a protein of 220 amino acids. The record is from RefSeq and is a predicted model, not a curated record. Gene Ontology annotation, molecular function: electron transfer activity. The transcript has 3 exons. NCBI's taxonomy places the organism in Eukaryota, Viridiplantae, Streptophyta, Magnoliopsida, Rosales, Moraceae.